This is a messenger RNA of Mesorhabditis spiculigera, 552 nucleotides long. Lineage: Eukaryota; Metazoa; Nematoda; Chromadorea; Rhabditida; Rhabditidae. The record is from the annotation of a GenBank genome assembly.
AUGCUCGUGCUCACAUUCGUCUGCUAUUUCUUAAUUGCUACAGUAUUGGCUGAAUUUCGGGACACCGUCGUUCCGGCGGGUUUGCAGCAAACGUAUAAGGGUAUUCCGGGGAAUAGGGCCGAGAAUUUGGACAAUAAUAUUCGGCUGCUGGCAGUGUUGGCGUUGCAGCAGAAUGGUUUCCACCUCUACGGCCAACACUGGUAUCGGCUCUACGAAAUGGACCUCCACUGGGUGCCAGCCGAGAACUACUGCCGCUCCAUGGGCGGCCACCUAGUCAGCAUCGUCGACCGUGCCGAGAAUGACUUUGUCCACCAAAUACGAAAGAAAAACAACAUCUGGAUCGGUCUGAACAAACUGAACGACACGCGCCAGGUUUACAAGUGGAGCGACGGGCAGUCGGCCGAUUACAUCAACUGGGACUCGACGCAACCGAACGAGCCGAAGGUGGACUGCGUGUACAUGGCGUACAGCCAGGAGCAGCCGGGCACCUGGUUCGACUACGGCUGCUGGGAGCACCGGCAGCAGUAUUUCGUAUGCAAACUGCCGACGCCU